AAUGGCUGCCUUCCUGCUUACCACACCUCAGCCUGAUCAAGUUGUUAUGUAAAGAGAAAUGUGUUUGCAAUAAAUAUCUGUUGGGAAUUUCAAUCAGGUUCCAAGGGGGGAGAAAAACUGCCUGUCAUCAAGACACUUGUAGCCUAGAAGACAGAGAAACAAUCAGAAAUUGUUCUAGCUGGAAUUGAGUCUGCACUGGCAAACUUCAGAUCCAGACACAGGACUCAGCGAUACAUUCCUGGACAGCAAGGUAUUAUAAUGGCCACCACAAUCUGUUUCAUCAUCUGGAUGUUAUUCAUAACAGAUACUGUAUGGACUCGAAGUGUGAGACAGGUUUAUGAGGCAACUGAUCCAGAGGACUGGAUGGUGUAUGACUUCGAUUGCCCCAGGGAAUGUUUCUGUCCCCCCAGCUUCCCUACUUCUUUGUACUGUGAAAACCGGGGUCUCAAAGAAAUCCCUGCUAUACCGUCAAGGAUCUGGUAUCUUUAUCUUGAAAACAACCUGAUAGAAACCAUUCCUGAGAAGCCCUUCGAGAAUGCCACCCAGCUGAGAUGGAUAAAUCUAAACAAGAACAAAAUAACCAACUAUGGAAUUGAAAAAGGAGCCCUAAGCCAACUGAAGAAGCUGCUUUUCUUAUUUCUGGAAGAUAAUGAGCUAGAGGAGGUACCUUCUCCAUUGCCAAGGAGUUUAGAACAAUUACAAUUAGCUAGAAACAAGGUGUCCAGGAUUCCUCAAGGGACUUUCAGCAACCUGGAGAAUCUGACCCUCCUUGACCUGCAGCACAAUAAACUAUUAGACAAUGCCUUUCAAAGAGACACCUUUAAAGGACUCAAGAACCUCAUGCAGCUAAAUAUGGCUAAAAACUCCCUAAGGAAUAUGCCACCAAGAUUACCAGCCAAUACAAUGCAGCUGUUUUUAGAUAACAAUUCCAUUGAAGGAAUACCAGAAAAUUAUUUUAAUGUGAUUCCUAAAGUAGCCUUCCUGAGACUCAACUACAACAAAAUAUCAGACGCUGGCCUCCCUUCUAGUGGUUUUAAUGUAUCAUCAAUUCUAGAUCUCCAACUGUCUCACAAUCAACUCACAAAGGUCCCCAAAAUCAGUGCUCAUCUGCAGCACCUUCACCUCGAUCAUAACAAAAUUAAAAAUGUGAACGUCUCUGUAAUAUGUCCUGCCACUCCUAUCACACUGCCUGCGGAACAAGAUUUCUUCAGUUAUGGACCCCAUCUUCGCUACCUCCGUCUGGAUGGAAAUGAAAUCGAAACACCAAUCCCGAUGGAUUUAAUGACCUGCUUCAGGCUCCUUCAGGCUGUCAUUAUUUAAACACGUCUUCAUCAAUCUAAAAUUGCUUUAAUGAGUUCAUAUUUCUGACGUGAAAUUUGAUUACAAUUCAUAGGUUUAAGAUAAAAAUCACUUUCCUAAUUGCUUAUGGCCACCAUUUUUAUUUGUACAGCUUAUUUUUUCUAUUGAAAGUUGCUUUUCCCUAUGAAAUGUAGCACAGCCUGCUUCUCUUUUAUUAAUAAAACAGACACAGAGUUAAGAUAGUUUAUCAACUCAAAGAUAGUUCCUUUCUGUCUCUCUCACAGCUUACUAAUACCAAAUAAUGCAAAUACAUUGUUAUGCAAUAGAAAGGAUAUAUUUGUUUGCAAAUGUUCAAAAUUGCUUAUGCAGAUACUAUAUCCACAGU
This is a messenger RNA of Hippopotamus amphibius kiboko, 1684 nucleotides long. It is a transcript of the gene KERA, whose product is annotated as keratocan. Bases 259 to 1320 code for a protein of 353 amino acids. Lineage: Eukaryota; Metazoa; Chordata; Mammalia; Artiodactyla; Hippopotamidae. The record is from RefSeq and is a predicted model, not a curated record. The transcript is spliced from 4 exons. Gene Ontology annotation, molecular function: protein binding.